Messenger RNA from Clarias gariepinus (North African catfish), 3278 nucleotides. RefSeq names its product v-myb avian myeloblastosis viral oncogene homolog (gene myb). The record is from RefSeq and is a predicted model, not a curated record. The transcript has 15 exons. Lineage: Eukaryota; Metazoa; Chordata; Actinopteri; Siluriformes; Clariidae. The coding region runs from base 173 to 1993 and encodes 606 amino acids. Gene Ontology annotation, cellular component: nucleus. Gene Ontology annotation, biological process: regulation of DNA-templated transcription. Gene Ontology annotation, molecular function: RNA polymerase II cis-regulatory region sequence-specific DNA binding; DNA-binding transcription factor activity, RNA polymerase II-specific.
UGGCUCACUCCCCCUUGAUGUGAGCUUAAUGUCAGUCCACUUCCUUCUCAUAGCGGAGACCAGGACCUUAUAGCGAGCACGCCUGCACACACACACACACACACACACACGCGUGCACACACACGCAGACGCACUGAGCGCACUAAACUCCUCUCACCUUCCAUCACACGGGAUGGCGAGGCGACCGAGACACAGUGUUUACAGCAGUGACGAGGAUGAUGACGAUGUGGAGAUUUAUGAUCAUGACUAUGAUGCACCGUUAGCCAAAACAGGAAAACGUCACCUUGGCAAAACACGAUGGACGCGCGAAGAGGAUGAGAAGUUAAAAAGAUUGGUGGAACAUCAUGGCUCAGAGGAUUGGAAAGUCAUCGCCAGCUUUUUGCCUAACCGCACAGAUGUCCAGUGUCAGCACCGCUGGCAGAAAGUUCUCAACCCAGAGCUCAUUAAAGGACCCUGGACCAAAGAAGAAGACCAGAGGGUGAUUGAGCUGGUGCAGAAGUACGGGCCAAAGCGCUGGUCAGUGAUAGCGAAGCACUUAAAGGGGCGUAUUGGCAAGCAGUGUCGCGAACGCUGGCAUAAUCACUUAAACCCAGAGGUGAAGAAGACAUCCUGGACGGAGGAGGAAGAUCGCAUUAUCUACCAGGCGCACGAGAAACUCGGCAACCGCUGGGCCGAGAUCGCUAAACUGCUCCCGGGCAGGACCGACAACGCCAUCAAGAACCACUGGAACUCUACAAUGCGCCGCAAAGUGGAACAAGAAGGCUAUCUGCAGCACACGUCCAAAGUCAGCUCAUCACCUAUAAACAGUAGCUACACGAAGCCGUCCCACUUGCUCAACUACAGCCACACUCCAACCAGCAGCUCGAUGCCAGCUAGCCCAAUCACUAACCAGUACCCUUACUACAUCUCCGACCCACAACGAGUGCCGUUUCCAUUGGCGUUGCAGCUGAACAUCUUUAACAUCCCUCAACACGGCACUGCAGCUAUACAGAAACACUAUAACGAGGAAGAUCCUGAGAAAGAGAAGAGAGUAAAGGAGAUUGAGAUGCUUCUGAUGUCGACAGAGAAUGAGCUAAAAGGACAACAAGCACUACCCAUCUCCAUGGCCAGUUACACAUGGGGUCGCGGCCCUUUGACUGACACCUCAUUAGGCGUGGCUGUCUCCGUCCCAGCCCCACCCUUGGAGCAAGGCUGCCUUCCGGAGGAGAGCGCCCACGGCAACACGAACAGCCCAAACAGUAGCAGCGGCACGAACGGUGGCAGCAGCGGCAGCAACGCAGGCAACAGCGGAGUCCUCGCGGCCCUGCCAGAGUUCAUGGACGCCAUCGACUCUUUCUUAAACGCUUCCGUGAGUCCAGACUCGGACAGUCAGAGCCUACCCGUCUCACCCUCAGGCGUGUGCUCCCAGAAGCCACUGCAGCCCGACCUUGCUCUGCACCACCAGAAGGAGAAUGAGAUGUUCAGGACCCCGACUCUAAGGCGCUCCAUCCUGGAGUGUUCUCCCCGCACUCCUACUCCAUUUAAAACAGCACUGACCAUGCAAGACAACAAAUAUGGACCGCUAAAGAGGGCUCACAGCCCUCCUGUAGACGCAGUAGUUGGGGUAAUUAAGCAGGAGCCUCAGGAAUGUGAAGUGAGCGCUGGAGGAGCACAUCACGACCAGCCUCCGCUGAAGAAGAUCAAACAAGAGGUCGAGCCAACAUGUCUGCAGUGGGAAGGCCAGAAUCUUCAUGCUCAACUUUUUGCUUCAGGUGGCCCCACCCACAACGUGCCGGAUCUGUUGACGAGCUCCUUGCUGAUGCUGCCUGGACCAGAGAAGAGCGAGGACGGACAUAAAGCUGCUCAGAUGCCCUGCAGAACUCUGGGUAGCCCAGUGCAGCACAUGGGCACAUGGGAACAGGUGCUUUGUGGGAAGACCGAGGACCAGCUUCUGCCCUCUGAGCCGACACACAAAUACCUCAACAACUUCUGCUCCCGCACGCUGGUCAUGUAGGAGACACGGGGAGUGUCCAGGAGCGAGGUCGAGACACAGUAGACAAUCAUCCUGCAAUAAUGGAAAGAGAAAACACUUCAUGGCCGAUCCUAAGGCGGGGUCGAGUCAUUGUGGUACGUGAUUUGGGAGAGGCGUAGAGCCAUUCUAUUAGACUGCGCAGCCAUCAAUUAAGCUGUGCUUUCUUUUCCUGUUGGAUGUCAGCCAACCAAAGAAAAUGAAACUCGUUUUAUUUGUUUGUUUGUUUUGUUUUUCUACUUUUUUCUAUUUUGUUUGUGGCCUUUUUUUAUUUUUUUAAUAAUGUUGUAUUAUAUAUUUUGUAUUAUACAUGGGGAAAUGAACUGUCUAUGAGGGCUCUAAUUGUAUGGAAUUUAAUAUAAAUAACAAUUUGUAAUAAUUUAUUAUUUUGUAUUAAGAAUAAUUAACUUUGACAGGCGCAUUUGUCAGUGUUGGACCCCAGUAUUCGUGCAUCCUGUUAAUUUCUAAUCUAUUAUGCGUUAACAGUAAGGAGCGUGUUUCCUUCGAGCAUUACCAUGAUUUACACCCUGUAGCCCAGCAGUGCUGCCUCAGAAAUGACACAGAAAGAUGUUUAAAAGCUGCACCAGACAAGAUGCAUUUAAUAACCAAAGCACUGAUUAGAGUACAAGUGCCUAAUAGUUCACAUUGCCAAGUUCAAAAAUAAUGCGUGUCCUUAGAAAGACACUCAUCAUUUCACUAGUGUUACCAUUUCAAAAAAAACAAAACAAAAAAAAAUGUGCAGGAUUGAAAUUAAGAUCCUGUUAGCACUAUAUUUAAACUUGAUAUCAACAAAGCAAGAUUUCAAUUGAACAAAAAUAAAAGUGUUGAUUUUUCUUUUGAUUUACAACCAAGCUAAAAACAAAACAAAUACGUUUACCAAGCAAGCUUUCAUAUCAAAAGCCUCAGUGACACAAAAAGAGCUUUUGAUCUGAUGGGACAUUUCUUUUACAUUACAUUUAAUUUUCAUAACACUUUUUUUAUACUCCAGUGUGUCAAUGGUAUUGCUAAUUUUACAAACACUGAAAUUCUUUCUAAACAUUUUUAAACAUUUUUUUAUUUUAUACCUGUGCCAUUUGUUUGUGAUGUUUUAUAUGCUUUUGAUACAAAGAAUAUUGUGGCCAAUCAAAAACAUUUAGCAGUAACGUUUUUGUUAUUUGCUGCCUUUUAUUGUAUAUGGAAAGUACAAACACUUUUUUUUAUAUGCAUCAAACAUUUUCUACACGUUUUUUGAUAUGACCUUUUUUCUAAACUGCCAUGUGAAUAAAGUGUG